Cutaneotrichosporon oleaginosum is the source of this 3488-nucleotide messenger RNA. RefSeq lists its product as uncharacterized. Gene Ontology annotation, biological process: mitophagy; autophagosome assembly; piecemeal microautophagy of the nucleus. The record is from RefSeq and is a predicted model, not a curated record. NCBI's taxonomy places the organism in Eukaryota, Fungi, Basidiomycota, Tremellomycetes, Trichosporonales, Trichosporonaceae. Gene Ontology annotation, cellular component: phagophore assembly site; Atg1/ULK1 kinase complex; cytosol.
CUCAUCCCAGCUCGGGCCGCCUUCCUCGGGCCUUGAAGGGGAACAUUGCUCUACCACGACGCGACACCCCCACUCUCCACACACCCACCUUGAGACUUGAGCGCAUUCUCCCCUCUUCCGCUCUCCGCAUCAUCUCGCAUCUCAUCCUCAUCAUCCGCAUCUCUUUCGCAUCAACCAUGUCCGCUCGCUGAGCCAUGUCCGUCACUCCCGCGCGCGCUCGCGCCCUCUCCGGCGCCGGGUCAGACCCACGCCGCAACUCUGACGCGACCGCCACCUCGAGUCCCGCGUCGUCCCAGGUCGUCGGCGCUUCGCGUGCAGACCAAAUCAUCUACCGCUUCUACCUCAAGACAGUGGCCAUUCUCGUCGAUGGACGCGUGACGCACCUCAGCGCUCAGCGUGGGGAACGCAAGAAAGACCGCUGGUUCAAUCUCACUAUCGCAGACACCGAGGUACACAAGGCGGAUCUGCGCAUCUAUCGCGCAGUCUCGUCGUACACGCCAUUACCUGACCCGCCAGCGGGUACGUCACGCUCCACUGUCCCGCCACUCCUUAUCGCGUUCAUCCUCGACACGAACGACAUACCAGCCGGCCAGACGCUGCUAUGGAACCGCGAUGGCGCGCGCAUCGCUCUUGACCCUUCCCUCGUCAAGCAGGGUGGAGGGCCAGGCACUCGCCGCCCCGGCAUUGUCCUCGAGAGAUGGACGCUCCGUGUAUCGGACCAGGAAGUUGCCGACCCCGCCGCAUCCGAGAUGGCCCCGCCCACCGCAUACCGUCUCGGCAUCAUCCACUUCCGAGCGCUUUACGCGUUCAUUCGCCUGCUCCCUGCAUAUCGCCUAUUCCGCCGACUGCGGCGCCUGAACAGCGGCCUCCGCCUGGGCAUCAAGCUGUGGGGUCCAGAGGGGUAUCCCAACGGUCUUGAAGGUCUGAACGAGGCAUGGAACGUGAUGGAGAGAGAUCUUGUCGGAAUUGAUGUCCCACUCGAAUACAUGAUUCCAGGUCAUGAGCCGGAGGCUACCGCAACAUCCAUGUGCGAGCGGUACGACUUCCCCGCGCUGGACCUGUUUGGCAGCACCUACGAACUAGGCGUCGAGUACCGGCCCAACGCUGACUUUGAUGUCGAGGACAUGGAGAGCGUGCUCUCGGAGCGCUUUGUCGAUAUGGAAGAAGACUGGUUUACGCCGACAGUUGCGCGCCACCGUCUGGAGGCUGAGGCGCGCGCCGCCGGAGUCCCGCCUUCCUCCCCAUCCCCGUCCAGACCAUCACCUGUCCAAGCAUCGCCGUCUCCAGCUCGUUUCCCCAUACCCGGCAGCUCGCUGCGUUACGAGGCCGGCAGCUAUCGCGCCUCGACGGGCGCGACGCCUAAGGAACCAAGCUCGCUCGGCGCAGCCAAGUGGGGGGCACUGGGUGACAACCUGCCCUUCGCUUCCGGUGCGCAGGGUGCGCAAAGUGACACGCCACCUUCACCCAGUGCCGCCACUGGUAAUGCCGCUAUCACAGGACCCAUUCCUUACCGCCGCCUUUCGGGUCACUCCUUCCAGCCUUUCCACUCCUACUCUGCCUCCCCUUCCGCUUCAAUCUUGCGCAACCUCACGGGCGCGUCAGCGGGCACGAGUGGCACGCCAGCUGCGCCCGGCACCCCUGGCACACCCACAACGCCCGCAAGUGGGCGUGCAAUACCCGGGUUACCAUCAUCAGCUGGUCGGCAAAGCUCAUUCCUCUCCCAAUCUGGCCGCUCAUACAGUCAUGCUCAGAUGGCGCAUCUGCACGGCGGCGCAUCAGCUUCUCCUCCUAUCGGCCCUGUAGGAGGUUCACCCCCACCAUUCGUCCCCACGUCUCUCAGCUUCGCCAAGCAAGCGCUCCCGAGGCAAACCUCAUACGGGAUGCACUCAACAUCGUCGCCAUUCGUGCCUUCCUCGGUCGAGCGCGACUCGCCAUUAACGGCGCCAGCUUUGCCAAAGCGCUAUUCCUCGUCGUUGUCGCACCACCGCCGCAGCAUAGGCAGCAGUCCACAGGAAACACACGGCUUACCGUCCAGUGUGGCGUUGGCGAGAAGGCCCAGCACUCGCGAGUCAGGGCUACGCCAUAGUCUCGAUGAAGCAGCCCCCGAUAGCGACGAUGUGCAUGCCUUCCUGCGCGCGCUCGACUCUUGGACGCCCCCACCGUCGCUCGCGCCGCGGGUCUCGUCGACUAGUAUGGCUCAGUCGCAGCCGGCCAACCCGGCGGUGGCAACGACGGGGGCAACACCAAGCUCUGGGGGACGGUCACCGGCUAUGGGCAGCGGGAGUGGUAGCGGCGUGUCGGGGGCAAGGGUGCCACUGACCCGUGCCCAUGUGGACGACAUGCUCAAGCGCAUGGCUGGCAGCUUCGGUCCGACUGCGACCGGAUCGCCCAGCGCGGAACCUUCGCGACCUCCGUCCUCACAGCCGACGCCUUCUUCCAGACGUGACUCGAGUGGUUCAGCAGAGGACCAGGCAUACCAAGCUGCUGGUGUUCGACCUCUUCCCAUCGGCAGCGGCGGGGGGCUAACUGCUCAACUACCAGUCACAGGCUCGCCACGCGUAACGAGUCUCCGAAACGAAGCUACAGGCUCGCCAGGACAAGUUCCCCGUGGCUCCGUCCCGCGCGCCUCAGGCUCAUUACCUAGAGCGCCCGCAUUGGCCUCGACGCCCGAAGAGCCGCCCUGCGUUGGCGCAGCGCGCAGCCUCCCUGCUGGAACGGCCAAGACGCCCAGCCUCCCCAAGAUCGGGGGCACGACGCCCGGCUCACCCUUCCCCUCGCGACAGACGCCGAGCAAUGGUGCGGGUCUACUUUCGCCUCAGACCACCGGCGGCACUACCCGGCGCGGGCCCGUUCUAGUGCGCGGCGGCUUCGGUGCGCCGAGCGCCUCCAGCAAGGCGAGUACAUCGAGCUCGUCGCCCUCACACUCUCCGGUCAGGGAGUACCGGUACCGCUCAGGUCUGACCGCUGAACGAGAGCGCUCCGAGCGAGAGCGCGACGGCGGCUUCUCGGGUGUUGGCUUACCAACCGGGUACGGCGUCGGGGGCCUCAGUGGUCUUCCACCCGGGCCCUUCAGCUCGUUCUCGAAUGCGGGAUCGCGCGGAGCCAGCAGCACGCGCCGCACCGCUCCGAGUAGUCUGAGUGCCGACCACGACAUGCCACGCAUACGGGGCCGUGUGGCGAGCGAGGGCAGCGCGUCGCCCAUACGUGAGCGUUCUGGGUCACGGGCUCGCAGCAUGUCGCCACACUCGCCUGUGAUCGAGGGGCUAAUGGCGCGGUUGGCAUCGGCUCCCGGGCACAACAUGGCAUCAAGUCCUAGCGAGAGAUAGGUAGUCCAGCGGGGAAUUGUCUAGGUUUUUGAACGCUGUAGACCCAGAACAGUGAGUAUAUAGACUUUGGUAGAGAUUGGCCGAAGCUGGUACCAACGGAACGACUCGCAGACAUGUACAUGACUUGAAUAUGGUUACAACAUGCAUAAUGUACGCACUCGA